AUGAUUGAUUGUUGCAAUGGCGCGCCAACGGGGGCUGUUAUGGGCAUAGAUUUCGGUACUGACAACUGUGUCGUUGCGAUUGCACGCAGGAAGGGAGUUGAUAUUGUUAGCAACGAAGCCUCUCAAAGAAGCACUCCCUCAAUUGUAUCUUUCGGAGCAAGUGAGAGGUUCAUCGGAGAGCGAGGCUCCUCACAGAGGAUGAUGAACCUCAAGAACACCGUGUCAGAGCCGAAGAGGUUACUCGGAAGGAAGCUGCAUGAUGGGGAGGAGCUGCAAGACUUCACCAUCAAGCUUGAGGAAGAGAACGAGGAAGUUGUUUCCAGAGUCUCUCUCUGUGGACAUGAUAGGACGUUCACCCCCACUCAGCUCGUGUCAAUGAUCCUUGGGAACUUGAAGAAAAUAGCUCAAGCUGAUCAUGGAUCUGAAGUGAUUGACUGCGCCAUCGGAGUUCCUGUGUACUUCACCGAAAAGCAAAGAACUGCUUUGAGAGAGGCUGCUUCCAUUGCCGGAUUGAAAUCCCUUCGAUUGAUCAAUGACAACACAGCCACAGCUCUGGCAUACGGUAUUACCAAGACUGACUUGCCAGAAGACAACCCGAGACAUGUAGUCUUCCUGGAUUUAGGACAUGAGAGCACGCAAGUUUCUGUAGUUGCUUACAAGAAGGGGCAACUCAAGGUCUUAUCACAUUCGUACAACAAGGAGAUCGGCGGUAGACACAUUGAUAAAUUGCUGUUCGAGCACUUCGCGGAAGUUUUCAACCAGAAAUACGGUGUCGAUGCUAGGAAAAAUUCACGUGCAAGCUUGCGCCUUCGCACUCAAUGUGAAAAGUUGAAAAAAACCCUUUCAGCAAAUCCGAAGGAUCUCGAAACGCCGAUUCAUGUUGAAUGUAUGAUGGAAGAUAAGGAUGUAUCAGGUAUGUUCACUAGGGCGCAGCUCGAGGAAUUGUUAGAAGGCCAGGGAUUGUUGGCCAAGAUCCAAUCUACCAUUGAAUCAGCCAUGGAGUUGUCUGGAAUCAAGAUGGAUCAGGUGGACAGCGUCGAGAUGGUUGGAGGAACUUCGAGAAUCCCUAGAGUUCGUGAGUUGGUAUCGGAAUUCUUUGGCAAGGAUUCAAGAACAACCAUCAACGCUGCCGAGAGUGUGGCAAGAGGUGCAUCCUUGGCUUGUGCGAUGCUCUCGCCAGCCUUCAGGGUUCGUGAAUUCCGCGUGUCGGACUGCUGCUUGUUUCCCGUUGAAGUGCAAUAUUACUCGGAGGACGGUUCGUGCAAAGGCAAAUUGGAGUUCGAACGAGGCUCUGAGGUCCCAGGACAGAAGAGCCUGAAGCUCAAGACCGCUUCUCCGGUGCACUUUGAAUGGAUGCACAGUCAGGCUGAAGGUCUUCCGAAGGAUGCAUCUGUUGUGCUGUGCAAGCACAAAGUUAAUGUUGAUCCGAAGAAAGGAGAAUGCUUGUUGAAGUUGGACUUGGGUUUGGGACUUGACGGAUGCCCGGCCAUCUUUUCUUGCGUGAAGGAAACUCAGGAAGAGGAGAAAAUCUCUGUGGACACAACGUUUCAACUCGGAAAUCUUCCUGAAGCCCUUGAGAGAUUGAUGGAGGAUGAGCGAAAUAUGGCCAGCCACGAUGAGCUUGUCCAUGAGACCCAUGCAAGCAAGAACUCGUUGGAAGAAUAUGUUUACAAGAUGCGAGAUGCAAUCUCCUCCACGUACUCUCAGUACGAGUCGGAAGACAAGAAGCGCGAGUUUCUCAAGAGGCUGGACGACAUGGAAGAAUGGCUCUAUGGAGAUGGAGAAGAAACCAGCAAGGACGUGUACGUCGAGAAGCUCAAGGAGCUGAAGCAGAUUGGGGAUCCUAUCGAGAGCAGGGCCAAGGACUUUGAAGACGUUCGAGAGGCCUUUGGGAAGAUGAGGAGCUACAUCGACUUGUGCAGGAGGAUGUCGCAUACCGAAGACAAGAGAUUCUCUCACAUCACAGCUGAGGAACGUGCCAAGGUUGUUGAGGAGUGCAACCAGUAUGAGAAGUGGGUGCAGGAGCAGGAAACCAUCAUAAAGGCAGCUCCCAAGACUGAAGUUCCACCCAAGUUUGCGUCGGAAGUGGAGUCCAAGAGGUCUGACCUGGAGCAUGCUUGCAAGAAGAUCAUGAACAGACCGAAGCCCAAGGCUCCUUCCCCUCCUCCUCAAGCUGACAAGCCUAUGGAGGAUCAGCCGAAAGAGGAUGAGCAGGCCAAGGAGCAAGAUGAGGAUGAGCCUGAGGAAAGGAAGGAUGAGGAUGCCUGGAUGGCAGACGAGGCAAAGCCCGACCAAGCAGCCCCAAUGGACACGGAGGCAACAGGCGCCGCUGCGGAAGAGGAUGGGCCCGUGGAGAUGGAGAAGAUGGACUGA
Messenger RNA from Guillardia theta CCMP2712, 2373 nucleotides. RefSeq lists its product as hypothetical. Lineage: Eukaryota; Cryptophyceae; Pyrenomonadales; Geminigeraceae. Gene Ontology annotation, cellular component: nucleus; cytosol. The transcript has 2 exons. Gene Ontology annotation, molecular function: ATP binding; ATP-dependent protein folding chaperone. Gene Ontology annotation, biological process: protein folding. The coding region runs from base 1 to 2373 and encodes 790 amino acids. The record is from RefSeq and is a predicted model, not a curated record.